This is a messenger RNA of Cyprinus carpio (common carp), 3115 nucleotides long. RefSeq names its product cadherin 26, tandem duplicate 1 (gene cdh26.1). Gene Ontology annotation, biological process: adherens junction organization; multicellular organism development; cell morphogenesis. Lineage: Eukaryota; Metazoa; Chordata; Actinopteri; Cypriniformes; Cyprinidae. Gene Ontology annotation, molecular function: calcium ion binding; cadherin binding. The record is from RefSeq and is a predicted model, not a curated record. Gene Ontology annotation, cellular component: catenin complex; plasma membrane; adherens junction.
ACUGUUUACGCACACACAAACACACACAUCCACAUAGAUGUGCAAAAUUACACAAAAGGUGUGUAAUGCUGUCUCGCUUUACAUGUAAUCCCAGUUAAGGUGAUUGCCACAGGUGCUGAUCUUACAUUUGGAGAGCACCUGCAAACAGGAGCACAGCAGAAUGACGAAGAGGAGUUUAUUCCUGAUUCUACUUGCCAUUGUUGACGUGGCCGCUACCAGCAAAAAAGAUACCAGCAAUCGGGAAAAGCGGGAUGCUGUUCUUAUUCGUUCAAAGAGAAGAUGGGUUCUGUCCACUAUUGAUCUGGAAGAGAACAUGCCUGGACCGUAUCCUUCUAUAGUAACACAGAUGUUCAAUGACAAAAAGCAGGAUGACAAUGUCAAGUUCCGCAUCAAAGGAGAUGGAGUGACACAAGGCCCAAUUGGUUUGUUUAGCAUUGAUGAAUACACUGGGAUUUUAUUCGUACACCGGCCCAUCGACAGGGAAAUAAACCCCAUCUUUCAUGUGGACUUUGAUGUGCUGGACAGGCAGACUGGUGCCACAGUGGACAAAACACUGUCAUUUAAUGUAGAAAUAAAGGACAAGAAUGACAACAGUCCUCAGUUCACUCCAAGCACUAUCAGUGCAUCUGUUCCUGAGAACACGCCUGAAGGCACAGUCCAAGCAACAUUACAAGCUUUUGAUAUUGAUCAGAAGGAUACUCCUAAUUCCCAGUUCACCAUGGCGGUGGUGUCACAAGAGCCUGCCUCACCAAAAUUUACCCUGAAGGACUUACCUACCUCUACAGUCAAACAGCUGGCCUUCACAGGAUGCUUUGAUUAUGAUAAAGCAAAACAAUAUAAAGUGCUAGUUGAAGCGAGGGAUCAAGGCACACCUACAAUGUCUUCAACUGCAACUGUUAUUCUGGACAUCACUGAUUCCAACACCCAUCCCCCAGAAUUCAGUUCGGCCACGUACAACACUGAAGUGAUGGAAAUGGAAUUAAAGGAGAUUCUAAGAAUCGGCAUCAAAGACAAGGACACACCUAACACGCCUGGUUCUAAAGCGAAGUUCUCCAUCCUGAAGGGCAAUGAGGACGGAAAUUAUAAGAUUGAGACAGACCCUAAAACCAAUGAAGGUGUGCUCUCUGUUGUCAAGGGGAAGAAUUUUGAGAAAACUGAGAUCACAGACCUGGAGAUAGCAGUCGAGAACGAGGAGAAAUUAUUUCGGUGUGUUGAUGGAAAGGUUGUAACAGGCCCCCUACCAAAGCCAAACACUGCCAAAGUGUCAGUGAAAGUCAUUGAUGUGAAUGAUCCCCCUGUGUUUAAAAAGCAAAUUGAAAAAGUUUACCGGAAUGAAAACGGACCUCCAGGAGAUGUAUUGUUCGUGCCCGAGGUCCAAGAUGAGGACUCGGACGUUAACAAACUCAGGUAUGAGUUAGUUCAAGACCCAGCCAAAUGGGUGAGUAUGGAUCCGAAAUCAGGAAAGAUCACCACAGUCCAGAAGAUGGACUACGAGUCUCCUUUUGUCAAAAAUGGCACCUACACUGUUGUGGUGCAUGCUAUAGAUGACGGACAGCCUUCAGCUACAGGCACAUGUACUGUAGUGGUCUACCUAGGCGACCAGAACGAUAACGCUCCCUAUCUCGUAUCUAAAAAUGCGGUCAUAUGCGGGAACAAAGUCGAUCGUGUGGAUGUGAAACCAACAGACCUUGACGGCCCUCCGUUUGCAGGUCCUUUCUCCUUCUCUCUGGGAGGAGAGGAAGUGCUGAAGAGUCUCUGGAAGCUGGAUCCCACCACAGGAACAAACACCUCUCUGAUAAGUUUGACGAGUCUGCCAUAUGGCAACUACUCCAUUCCUUUGAAGAUACAGGAUCAGCAGGGGCUGCAAAGAGAAGACGUUCUUCAGGUGGUUGUGUGUGAGUGUACGGGAAUCAACACGUGCCGUGGCCGUCUUCCUUUUUCCUCAAGACUGGGUCCAGCAGCCAUCGGUGUCCUGUUUGCUGGACUUCUCCUAUUGGCCUUGCUGCUCCUCUUUUGUUUCCUCUGUGACUGUCAAAGCAAGAAUUUUCAACACAUCCCUCUGAACCUGCAGGAUGAGGGCAACCAAACCCUUGUCAAAUACAAUGAAGAGGGAGGAGGCUCAGUCUAUAAGCCCGAGUCAAUGUAUCUGAAGGAAAGCUUUAAAACUCCUUCUGCACCGCCUGAGUAUUCGGUUACUGAUGGAUACUGGAAGGGGGAAAACAAUACGCUGAGAAGACCUGCAGGGUACAACUUCCAGGAAAUGGGCAGUGGUGGAGGAGUGAUGAGCAUGCCACAUCACAACUGGUCAACGGUCCGAAGGGAAAGGGAAAGUGUUAGGAAUGAAAGUCGCCAGAUGUCGCGCUCAUACAGCUUAGCACGAACAGAAAGAAACCUGGCAGAACAAAUUGACAGGAAAAUCAGCAGCUUUCCGGAAGACCAGAGGGACUAUCCAGCGUAUUCCACAUAUCAGUAUGAAUAUGAGGGGAGGGGCAGUGACUGUCAAUCACUGGAUCAGCUGACUGUUAGCAACCUUGGGGAUAACCUGGACUUCCUGCAGAACCUGGGGCCAAAGUUCAGCACUCUGGGUGGGAUCUGUCAACAGUCAAUGGAGCGCAGGAACGUCCGGCUGUGAAAGUGGGUGAUGAUUUGAGGCCUUAUAUCGCUCCACAUUUUUACAAUACUUGUUCCAGGGUUGUUGCUGGUGUUGUUUUUUUGUUCUUUUUUUUUGUGCUGUGAUUUUUUUAUUUUUUUUUUUGAGGCAGUGCUCUAGGCCAUUCUUGAAUUUGAGCGCCAUGACACCUGUACAGGCACAGGAUGAUUAUGGAUAUAAGCUAUGAACAUCACAUCUUCAGUGCUAAGACUGCCUGGCCUCAAGGAAUACACUGUGCAUUUGUGCUCAUGAUGGAUGUGUAAAGAAGCAUGUUGGGUGCUUGAAAUAAAAACUUGUGUCUGCAUCCCACCAGCUUGUCUGAAAUGAGGCGGUUGGUGGCUUGGACUGUUAGUUUUGGCUGUGACCAGUUUGAUGGCCUGAUAGGCUGCCAUACUGUUCAAAUCUUAAGAUCCUUUUUUUUAUUCUGCAAACACAAAGCCACACAUCACUACAACAAUUAUUUAU